Ceratitis capitata (Mediterranean fruit fly) is the source of this 1157-nucleotide messenger RNA. RefSeq lists its product as uncharacterized. Bases 349 to 1056 code for a protein of 235 amino acids. Lineage: Eukaryota; Metazoa; Arthropoda; Insecta; Diptera; Tephritidae. The record is from RefSeq and is a predicted model, not a curated record. The transcript is spliced from 3 exons. Gene Ontology annotation, biological process: protein ubiquitination. Gene Ontology annotation, molecular function: ubiquitin-protein transferase activity; zinc ion binding.
CAAAGCAUUUUUGCUUCACUUUUCAAAAUAAAGGAAAAAAUUUCAAAAAUUUUUGGUAUGAAUAUCACAAUAAACGCUUACGAAAUUUUCAGUUGAUCGAAACGUGAAGUUUUUGAAAGCCUCAAGCUGCAGCAGCCAGCGCCAACAAAUACUUCGUCCGUUCCAUCCGAUGUGACUUCUCCAACACCUGUGACAGUUUCGGUAACAGCAGCCCCACCACCACCACCACCUCCACCCCUUCCACUGACGGCAUUCCUGCCCAGGGCACGAACAACACCAUUCAGCGUGCUAUCAUCGCUACCAUCAACAUCAGCAGCACGUCCACCUUUUCGCUUAAGAACGAACGGCAUGCAAGGUCUUUCGGAGGCGACGGCCUUACGCUUAUUCAACAGUGUGGUCACAACGAGUCAGUUGGCAGGCCCGGCGGCGGCAGCAACUGCACACAAUACUACCUCCCUAACGUCGGUGAAUGAUGUGGACGAAUGCAAAUCGCUAGGAGCCAUACAGUCGUCGAAUGAAUUCGGCAAUGCUUGCCGCAUUUGCCGUUGCAAUCGAAGUGAUAUACAGUUAACGCGUUGUCCGUGCCAAUGCCGCGGCAGUGUGGGUUUCGUUCAUAUGCCGUGCUUGAAACGUUGGAUUUUGCAUCGGCGUGAUACGCGGUGUGAAAUAUGCAACACGUGGUUUGAUAUGCCGGAUGAGAAGUUGAACUUGCGGCGCAUGCUGAACGCCUUGUUUUGUGCACGCUGCGGUGGUGCCAUUAUGAAGCAUUUGCUCUUCAGCGUGUCUCUACUGCCGUUGGCUCAUGUGGUGUUGCAGCAAGUGCUCAUUUGCAUGGACAACAUCAAUGCGAGUCCGAAUGAGCACUUAACCGUGCAGGAAGUGAUGGUGGCGUCGUGCGCGCUAUUGACAUCAAGCGCACUUUUCUUCCACUUCUUCGAGUUUAUAACAACCCGCUUUCUGAUCAUUCGAAAUAUUUUGCAUCAGUGGUGGAUGUUUGGAAACCAGGAGCACUUCACAGUUAUCGAGGUGGACAGUGAAUAUUUCGACGUUUUGUAAGCUGGGUUGCCACCAAAAAAUAUACAUUAAAAAUAUUUAGUACUUAAAAUCUUGCAGAAGUAUUAAAAUUAGUCAUAUUGAGUUUUUUUCUGGCCAAAAAA